AUGCUCUCGUUACCAAGAAUAAAGGUUCCGAAACCUGUUCAUCUUAAUUUUAAAUCAUUCAUACGAUUAAGUAGCAUACUUCAUUCACUCAAAGAUGGAUCAACUGUUAGUGCACACGAGAUUGAUAAGUUCUUCACGGCAAACAACCCAACUUCAGAACAUUUGAGCUUAGUCCAUGAGAUUGUGAAAGACCAUAAAGUUGCGCCAAAUACAAUCAACCAGUUACUAAAGUAUUCUUUACCAGAAGAUUUCUCCUUGUAUCACACGUUGAAAAGGGCAAACCCAUCGCAUGUGUGGGACAAUGAAGCGUUAAAAGCACUAAUAAUGAGUAAUCCAGGAAGAGUUGACUCACUGUGGACACUUCUCGAAAGGUAUGGCGAAGCAGCUGACGAGAAUGUUCAUUUAGCUGUCAUUGAAAAACUCUUGGAGGGCGAAAAUUCUGAGAUCAAGGAGGACAUGAUAGAGAUCACACAUGAGAGGCUAGACAGAGCUAUAGAUUUGUUGAACAGAGUCAACAAAGAUGUUUCACAUUUGAGGCACUGGGAUUCUCUUCUUGCCAAAUGCAUACAGCUCGGAUGCUUAGAUAAGCUUGACAAAGUUGAAGCGCAUUUGUUCGUGGAGUACAUCAACGAACAGCUCUCAAACACCGAGGAGCAGAAUUAUUUGGCACUUGCAAAUAUAGUGUUGGAAAAAAAUCCCAAAUCGUUAACUAAGGCCAACAUUGCCAAAAUGCUUUCACUUGCCGCAAAGAAACCUGACACAGUGGACGCUCUCAGAGAGUUUGUUGAUUUCGUGGAGCUUGAAGGGCUUGAUUGUGACAAGAAUGAUCCUGAAGCGCUACUUGUUCGCCUUCAACUCAUUCCAGCGUAUGGUAUUGCCUUGGGCGAUUUCAACAAGGUGCUCGAGAAGUUUCACAAGUACCUGACCCAUGAGAAGUUUGGGAUUGAGCUUCUCCAGGCUAAGGUGGUUCAAGUAUUCAGUUAUAAGGCUUUCAAGCGAGGAGACAAAACCCUCCUCAACAUUGCUGAGACUUUGGUUAAUCCCGAAGAGAUACAGGUCAAGACUCUAGCUCAGUUGAUUCUUGCAAGGGCAAAAUUUGAUUCUGAGAAGUCACUCAAAUUAUACAAUGACUACAUCCAAAAGGUCUCUAAGGAUGUGAACGAAGUCACAAAAAGGUCACCUACUGGAAUUCUUACGGAGGCUCUUAUGGUAGCCAGUCUCUAUGAUAAUGACAGAGAAUUCGCCCAGCUUCUUUACGAGAAAGCUAUUCAGAAUAAGAUGCUCAUUGACGAGGCAGAGAUAGCUCUUAUCAAAAAAGUUUUUAAAAAGUACGGAGAAAGUUUCCAAGAGAACGACACCUGGAAGCAAGCGAGACCUCGCUUCACCGAAGUGGUUCUCGAAAUGAUCAAGAGUGAGUGA
This is a messenger RNA of Candidozyma auris, 1419 nucleotides long. RefSeq lists its product as uncharacterized. Bases 1 to 1419 code for a protein of 472 amino acids. The record is from RefSeq and is a predicted model, not a curated record. The transcript has a single exon. NCBI's taxonomy places the organism in Eukaryota, Fungi, Ascomycota, Pichiomycetes, Serinales, Metschnikowiaceae.